UAUAAAGUCCAUGUGGGAGACAGCAAAGAAUGUAAGGACGAGUAGAGUGGUGACAGACCAGUGUCAGAACAGAACCCAAGCUCUCAUCCCAGUUUUUUUCCCUGGUCCUCCCUUGCUCCAGAAAAUCCUUCCUAGAGCUGGAGGACACGCCAGCACUAUGGACCUGCUGCACAGCAUUGGGGUGGAUCUGGCUGUCUACUUGCAGGCACAGUGCCGUGACUAUGAGGGCUGGUUCCACCUGGCCUCCACAGUGGCAGACCUUCAUACCACUUUCUUCAUCUUCUUUCCAGUCUGGUUCCAUCUGUCCCGUGAGGUGGGCAUCAAGCUCAUCUGGGUGGCUGUCAUCGGGGACUGGCUCAACCUGGUCCUCAAGUGGGUACUCUUUGGAGAGAGACCAUACUGGUGGGUUCAUGAAACCCAGUUUUAUGGGUCAGCACCAGCUCCUGUCCUACAGCAGUUCCCCAUCACAUGUGAAACUGGACCAGGAAGUCCCUCGGGUCAUGCCAUGGGUUCUGCAGGGGUGUGGUAUGCAAUGGUUACAGCUACCCUCUCAAUUGCUGUAGAGAAAAAACACUCUGCUGUCUUCACUGGGUUUUUGCGUUGUGUGCUAUGGUCAUUGUUCUGGUUGGUGGAGCUUCUGGUCUGCAUGUCUCGGGUGUAUAUGGCUGCCCACUUCCCACACCAAGUUAUCGCUGGGGUCAUCUCAGGUAUAAUUGUGGCUGAAAUAUUCUUCAGAGUGCAGUGGAUCUACAGUGCCAGUCUGAAGAAGUACUUCUACAUUACCCUCUUCCUGCUCACCUUCGCUCUGGGCUUCUACCUGCUGCUGAAGGCUCUGGGUGUAGACCUGCUCUGGACCCUGGAGAAAGCCAAGAGGUGGUGCGUUCGUGCUGAAUGGGUUCACAUGGACUCCACGCCCUUCGCCAGCCUGCUGCGCAACAUGGGCACAUUAUUCGGACUGGGGUUGGGCCUGCACUCACCCCUCUUCUCUGUGAGCAAAAAAAGAACCAGCGGCACUUUCAGGUUCAGUUGCAUAAUUGCAUCCCUACUGCUUCUGCAGCUUCUGGAUUACCUGACAUUCUCCUCUGAGGAUGAGACUUGGUUCUACUUGCUCUCUUUCUGCAAGAGUGCUGCUGCCCCCCUCAUCUCUACUGCUCUGGUGCCUGGCACUCUCUCCCACCUCUUUUUGGGGAAAAAGAACAAAAAGGAUUGAUGACUGAGUGGAAAGCUGAGGUGCCCUUCAUGACCAUUGCGAGUCCACAUCCGAGGGCUGGCUGAUGUGUGUUGUGACCAUAUCUGUGACUGUAGCUAUUGUAUGGGCUGAAAUGUCCAUUCAUGCAGUAGACCAAGAAGUCUGAGUCUUUAUGAGAGAGGGUGGCAGAAAUGCACAAAGCUGAACACCCCCCCUCCAAUGUAGUUGGGAUAACCUGCCCUCUUGCCCUGUUACAGAUCUGAAGGACUGGCAUUAUACACCACAGGAUGAUGAUUCCUGCAUGGCAUUCUUUUGGAUCUCCUACAGAAGGAGGCUGAUCAAAUCCUGUGUGUGUUUUCAGAAUCACAUCUGGCCUCUGCAUCCCAUUGCCUCCUACUCUAAUGCUCUUGCUUUUGUAGUAAAUACUCCUUAGCUAGAUUCUUCAAAAGGUGAAGAGAAAUGUUUCCUUCCUUGUCUUGGGGUCAUUUCUUCAGCUGAACUUGUGAGAAUGCAACAGAAGGAGCUCCCCAUUUUCCAGAAAUGUUAUUGUGAUGAGUGUAACGCUAUGAUGUUGCUUCAUUUUAAGAGAUUAUUUGUAAUAUUGUCAUGUGAUGUAUGGGCCCAGAUGUAUCCAUUGCAUCAUUAAAUGUAGUAAACUGGGGAACAGCCAUAUUGAGAACUGAGACUGUUACCACAAUACUUUAAGAAAUCUAACUGGAAAGAAAAUUAUAUAAAUAUGGAAGGAAAUGCAAAUCUUAUCAUGUUGAUUAUCCAUGAUGUGGAUGUCAUACAGUGCCAGUUUACUGUGUGUAAGAGCUUAUGUUCAGGGCUGGUUUGUGUAAUAGCUCUGCUAUAGCUAAUGUUAAUGAUUCCCCAUCUCUUAUAUCAGUAAACCACUGAAUGGAUAUUAAACCCAGUCUGUGUGCACCCAUUGAGAAAGGCCUGCAGGUGUCCACCCUCAAACGCAUGCACACAUACAAUCUGUCAGGGGGUUGAAGGGGUGGACUGUCCACGUGGUUGGCAUAACUUGCCUGCUGAGAACAUGAGGCUAAAGGUUGCCUUGCAGCAUCCGAACUCUGAACUCUGAACACUUUCAGCAGGAGAAGACUGUGCGUACCAUGCUGUACCUGGAGAGGGGCAGUGCUGAGCUUGUAUGUGUUAUGCUGGGGCAUUCAAGUUCAUUGGUCCUUGUAGUGUUGCUUAGCACACAGCGUUUUCAUUCAUGUCUGUUCCCAUCUAAACCACAGUAUAGCGUGCACUGUAUGGAUUGACCAUUUCAUGAGCAAAAGUCACUGCUGUGUGUCUCCUCCUUCAUUAGUGCUGAUACUGCUGGGUUGAAAUGUUAUUCCUUUAGGGUGUGGCCUUAAAGUUGUGGAGAUGUUUUCUGGCUUCAACCCCUUGCACACAGUAUUGUGAUAUAAUGCUGUCUUCUUUGUACCAUGAACAUGUGCAGAAGACCCCCAGAGAUGAAUCCAAAGACAGUCCCCUGCAGAGCAGGCUAUCAGGGUUACCUUUCGAGUUCAUUGAUGUUAUGUUGCAGUCAUAGUUGUUGCCACUCUGGAAGGAUCAGCACUGCUUCAUACUGAGUGGUCUGUAAGUAAGUUUUAUUGAAAUGAUAUUUUAUUGUGAAACAAAACUGGAAAACAAUACCAUUGUGUUGUAUCUUUGGCUGCAAAAUGGGCAGGGGGGAGAUGAUGAUACAUCAAUUCCUUGCAGAGAAAAGGAAGGGGAAUUUCUGGAUAUGAUAUGAAGACCGGUACUGAAAUGUAGAUUCUUCCUUAGCCUGCUAGAUCUCCAUUUUUUAAGACAAUACGCAUUGAAUAUCCAGAUGUCUAAACAUCAUUUCCAUCAGUUAGUAUCAAUUCUUCAAUCUUCAAUCUUUGACAAGAGAGCUGUUUUGUUUUCCAAGGUAUUAACUCUCCUCAAAUGUAGGACCAAGCCACAUUCUUUAUUUUCAACAGCAUUUAGGGCAUGGACACAUUGUAGUCACCACCAAAAGGAAACACGAAUUCAAAUCCAAGAGGAGCCCCACACGUAGCAUGUAUGUGUGGCUUAGUAGCCCUUAAACAUAGGUCACAAACAGAAAGCGUGUUCCUAGGGAGGCCUGGGAGUAUAAUCCUACUGCGGAGAAUUCAUGAGAACAGAAACAGUAGCAGCCCCCACAACAGCCUGGGGUGAUAUCUAAGAACAACACACAGUACUCACAAGCAGGUUAUCACAAGGCCUAUUUCUCCCCACUAUCUUCCCCACAUUUGCUUAUUUCCCAAUAUGUGGCAGCUUACGCUUGUAUGCAAAUAGAUUCUUACAGGAGCAACUGAGGUAAAGUACCCUGCUCAAGGGGUGGAACAGCAGUGAUGAAUCCAGUGUCCACUGCUAUUAUCAUUGUAGCAGUCUUUGAAGUUUCAUUGCUCUGAUUUCCCUUGCACAAUUUGUUCACAUUUUUGUCAGGACUGCUUAUCCUUAGACACAAAUGCUGCAGUAUAUCUCUACAGCCAGGGAGAGAGAUCUUAG
Molecule: messenger RNA, 3700 nt
Organism: Megalops cyprinoides (Indo-Pacific tarpon)
Lineage: Eukaryota; Metazoa; Chordata; Actinopteri; Elopiformes; Megalopidae
Gene: g6pca.1
Product: glucose-6-phosphatase a, catalytic subunit, tandem duplicate 1
Exons: 5
Coding region: 11-1210 (399 amino acids)
Biological process (GO): gluconeogenesis; glucose 6-phosphate metabolic process
Cellular component (GO): membrane
Molecular function (GO): glucose-6-phosphatase activity
Source: RefSeq, a predicted model, not a curated record